Messenger RNA from Acanthoscelides obtectus, 995 nucleotides. NCBI's taxonomy places the organism in Eukaryota, Metazoa, Arthropoda, Insecta, Coleoptera, Chrysomelidae. The record is from the annotation of a GenBank genome assembly.
CCCAGUUCCUUUCCAGCAUCUACUCAUAUUGAGGAAGGGCGUUUCCACCAAAGUAUGUCCUCAGAAAUGAUAAUUUCCAGGUGCUUGAAUUGGUAUUAGAGCUUACUAUUCGGUAGGACGCAGUACUAAGUAUUACACUACAGUAGUCCUGAAUCCCUAGGCAACAAAAAUCUUAAGGUAUUUCGCCCUACAUCCCCCGAGAGUAAUUAUAGCUCUCAGCUCAGCCUAGUCUUUUCCAACGUAUCCACAAAGAUUGAUCCGACACUUUUAAUGAUCGCACGUAAGGUGGUGUUACUGGAGGAAUUAAUCAAAUUCACAGAAGAGAGACAAAAACUCAUCAACUACGACAGGUAUCUUACGACCUUAAGGAUGGGCUGCAAUUCAUCGAAAAACCUGACAGUUGAACCUUUUAAUGGCCACGUAUCUGAAAGUCAUAGCCAGAUAAGAAGAGCUGCUACAGGACUUAGCAAUAUUCCACCACUGGAAGCAGAAGAUCUACCAGAAGAACUUUUAGAAAAUGCCACUGUCAAUAACGUACAACAAUCAACCAAUGGCAUGGCAUUUGAAAUAGCCUUCCAAGAAGAAGACGAUAGCGUUAUAAAAAAGCAUCCUCCAAAACACAUACAGGAACGGCUAGAAAGUGAAAGAUCAAGUAGCACAGUGACUUUAGAAAAACUCCAAGAGAAGUUAGAGGAGGCAGAGAUUAGAAGAAAUCAGAUACUAGCCCAAAGAGUUCAGUCUGCCAAGAAUAGAACAGAGAAGAUGAUGGCCAGAUUCACACAAGAUGAAAACUAUCUCAGUAUUCCUCCAGAGAAGUUACCAGGUCCACCAAAUAUAUAGCAUAGUAAUAGUCUUAGAUAAAAUAAUAGAUACUACCGUAACCACUAAUUAACGUAAUGAAAAGUAAGUAGUACGAUAUUCAGAGUGAAAGUCCUAUUUCUCUCUCUUGACCACCUCUGACCUGGAUGUGACCUUUGUUCUGCUUUUCAGUAAAG